AUGCAUUUCGUCUUUCCCUCGACCACAGCUAUAUAUGGAAUAGCAGCGAGCACAGGCAAGCCAUUGGAUGAGGAUCCGCUCACACAUGCAGAGCAACUAACAGCGUCGGCACCACCACUGCCCCAAGCAACAACAACAACAACAACAACAACAACAACAACAACAACAACAACAACAACAACAACAACAACAACAACCCCCUACGCCUGCACCAAGCUCUUUUCCAAAGCCGUCCUGGCCGAACUCGCCGCCGCAGACCCCGGCUGGUCCAUCACAGCCCUGCGCUGCUUCAACUCCGUCGGCUGUCACGAAUCCGGCUUGCUGAGACGAAGAUCCACGCGGCGGCGGUGGAGGUACGGUUACCGCAGACGCUUCCACAAACUUAUUCCUGGCAAUGGCGCGCGUCCUCAAGGGCGAGAGCAUACACAUUACGUUUACGGCUCCGACUGGGCGACGCGAGACGGGACGGCCGUGUGGGACUUUGUGCACGUUGUCGACGUCGCGCGGGGACACGUUGCGGCGUUGGCGGCGCGCUGUGCGGGCGUCGGGGAGGAAGAUACCGGUCAGGUGGGCGGGGCGGAGAGCGGGGGCCGUAGGGGUAUGUGUGGCGGCGACGGAGAGGACCAAAAGUGA
Pyricularia grisea is the source of this 633-nucleotide messenger RNA. RefSeq lists its product as uncharacterized. Gene Ontology annotation, molecular function: UDP-glucose 4-epimerase activity. Lineage: Eukaryota; Fungi; Ascomycota; Sordariomycetes; Magnaporthales; Pyriculariaceae. Gene Ontology annotation, biological process: beta-D-galactose catabolic process via UDP-galactose, Leloir pathway. Bases 1 to 633 code for a protein of 210 amino acids. Gene Ontology annotation, cellular component: cytosol. The transcript has 2 exons. The record is from RefSeq and is a predicted model, not a curated record.